UAUCACACCAAUGACCGCAAUAAUAUCAUCACAGCAGUGAGGUUUUGCAGGACUAGUGACACGUUAAAAGAACAGAGUCUGUAAACACUCGUUUUCUCCAUUUUUAUUACUGUAUUAAAAUGAUGCCCAAAGGGGAAAAAAAUGGUGACGGAGUAUAACGACUCUCACGAGCCGUCAGACUUUUCGCGAGCUUACAGCGGAGAAACUCUUGAGGAAAAAACAAAACGAUAAUUGUCCUUCGUCUGCCACCGUAGUACCGAGUUCUUGCGCACAAGUCACCAUCCGAUGCAUCCUCGAUUUCAAUGACACAUCCGGGUAAUUUCCUGCAUUCUCGAUACUUGCGUUCUUGAGGAUUGGACUCGAACUUCGGCAGUGGGUGAUAGAGUCCACAAGAACGUAAGAACACAAAAGAACGCACAUUGAGAAACAGCCCCAGACUGCAUAACACAAAUUUCCUUUACAAAUCUCGUGGCAUGUAGCCCGAUUUGGAAAACGUACUUCCGCUUCUUCCCAGCGUCGGAAGUGACGCACGGUGCUGCCAAGGGCUCGUGCUGUGCGUAGGAGGACGCAACAAGAGCGCGAGACAACAUCAUCAGAACAACAACAGCGAAAUUCUGGAUAAUUCAGCCGCAGUCCUCACAAAAAUACACCACUGACCGAACUGAACGAUCAACAUCAUGAACCCUGUUUAUAGCCCUGCGUCAUCAGGGGUUCCUUAUGCCAACCCUAAAGGAAUUGGAUACCCAGUUAAUGUCUUGGCCUCUCUUGCAGCGGGAUUUCCUGUUGGUUAUGCUGCGGCAGCUCCAGCGUACUCCCCCAGCAUGUACCCUGGAGCUAACCCAGCCUUUCCCACAGGUUAUGCUCCUGGGACUCCUUUCAAAAUGUCCUGCUCCCCUACAACAGGUGCUGUACCCCCCUACUCCUCAUCACCUAACCCCUACCCUGCUGCCGUCUACCCUGUGAGAAGUCCCUACGCCCAACAGAACCCUUACGCACAGCAGCAAGGCACUUACUACACACAGCCCCUUUACGCCGCACCGCCCCAUGUCAUUCAUCAUACAACAGUGGUCCAGCCAAAUGGCAUGCCGGCAGCCAUGUAUGCCCCUCCCAUUCCCCCUCCCCGCCCUAAUGGAGUUGCCAUGGGAAUGGUAGGAGGCACCACCAUGGCUAUGUCAGCUGGGACGUUAUUAACUACUCACUCCCCGACCGCAGUCGCGCCCCACCCCUCAAUGCCCACAUACCGCCCACCCACCACUCCAACCUACAGUUACGUGCCCCCGCAAUGGUGAACACGGCAGCCACUGUCAAAAGAUGGUAGAUAUGCAUUCUCACUGACCAGUAUUUUUACAAUUAGAGCUGACACUACAAGUGUUAACAGCCAGUUGCUCUUCCUUCCAAACAUAAUGUGAACCUGACUCCAGUUGGCAGACGAAAGGAAACGUUGGAAAGGGAAAGAGAAUCUUCUCAGUCUGGCUCCAUUACUUCCCGUCCGCCACUCAUUUCUACAACAUAUCUCAAGGCCGAAGACCAGACAAGCUCUUCAUGCUGAUUUGUGUUGUGUGGACUGUCUUGCAGUUUUUAGCAUAACUCUUUAAUUGGUGGUAACGGAAGAGAGUUGGAAUUAAUUUUUAUUUGAAUACCUAUUGAAUGCAUGUAUAUAUUCAAAAGACAACAAACUAACAAAAAAACAACAACACAGUACUAGCUCACUCUACCAGCAAUGACAGAUGCAAAACCAUCAGCAAUGCUUUCAAGCAAAAAUUCAAAAGGUUGGGGAAAAACAACUGUAUAUUAAAUGCAAUGUCUUAAUUGUUAUUUCAUACAAAAUAUUAAUAACAUUAGCAUUUUAAAGUAAUUAUUAUUUUAUUUGCUCCCUCCUUUGUUUUUUCCCCCUUGUUUUAAUUUGGGUGACUGUAGCUACAGGCUUGGUAUGUCUUCUCUGGGUUUGACACUGUUAGUUUCUGCGGUGCCUCUACAAGAUGGAUGGACCCUUAAAGUUUGGGCCUCCAUUUCAGAUGCCUGUUUUUAGUUGAUUAGUUUUAUCAUUCUACAUGCUCUUGCUACAGUUAAUUGUUGCACUAAUUGCCUCUGUGUGUACAUCAAUUGGUUGGUUGAGCUGUGUUGGUGCUGAGAGCAUGCUUACUCAUUUGUGUACCUCUGGUUUGGUUUUCUUCACUUUUUAAAAGUCUGACUGAAAAAUGAAAGGGUUAGUUCACCCAAAUAUUACUAUUCUUUCUCACCCUCAUGUUGUUCCAAAUCUCCGAGUUUCCUUUUUCCUGUGGAAUGCACAAGGAGAAAUUUAGAACAAUGUUGACACUGCACUUUUUCCAUACAAUGAAAGUGAAUGGUGACUGAGGCUAUCAUUCUGCCUAGCAUUGCUUUUGGUGUUCCAUAGGAGAAAGAAAGCCAUAGGGGUUUGAAACAAUUUGAGGGUGAGUAAAUGACAGAAUUGUAAUUUUUGGGUGAACUCUCUCUUUAAAGUUAGCCAUUGCUAAAUUGCGACAUUUUAAAUGGGACUGUUUAUGUGGUUAAUUAAAAAAAGAAAACCCAAUUAAGUUUAUUUGAUUACACUACUGGUAACCUUUGAGGAGGUGAAUUUGAGUUAUUUAGUUAUAAUGAACCCAAAAUUCUACAUUGCUUGUUUCCUCGAGAUUGCACCAUAACCGACUGAAUUUAAUUGACUUUUUACAUUAUACAUAGCCUAUAUCACUUCAGUUAACAAAUGUUUUGUAAUGUUUAAUGUGUUUUUGUUUUGUAUUUUCAAGAAAGACCAAAAAAUAAAUACAAUAAUAAAUUAG
Molecule: messenger RNA, 2798 nt
Organism: Myxocyprinus asiaticus (Chinese sucker)
Lineage: Eukaryota; Metazoa; Chordata; Actinopteri; Cypriniformes; Catostomidae
Gene: fam168b
Product: family with sequence similarity 168 member B
Exons: 7
Coding region: 678-1289 (203 amino acids)
Source: RefSeq, a predicted model, not a curated record